AAAACCGGAGAAAAACCCUAAAACUCAAAACCCUAACCCUAAAAAUCACCAAUUUUUACUGCAUUCCCUCUCUCCAAACCAUGACGGAGCCCAGCGAGGCCUCUUCUUCAUCCUCCUCGCAAUCGAAGCUGAUGGAGAACAAGCCAGUGGUCGUCAGAGUAAAGAGGAAGGCGAACCAGGAGAGGCUCGAUGCUUUCUGGUUGGAGAUUAACGAAAGGCCGGCGAAGAAGACGCUCUUGGAUCUUGAGAGCCUCUCGGUUUCUGAUUCUUCGGGGAAAGCUAUAACAGAGGCAAGAAGUAAGAAGCUUUUAGUACAACAUGUUGAGACCAUAAGUAGCUCUGAGGAUGCUGAAGAUGUUUUGCAGUCUUACCUGACUAAUGUCAGUGGCUCAAAGGAUCUCAAGGGGAAGAUUGAGGAUAGAAGGAGCAUGCUCAAACAAGACAAAAAGCAAGAGCAGCUAAGGUAUACAGCUAGACAAAAGCAUGAGGAUCUUGUACGAAGUGCUCGUUUUGAACAAAUAUGGAAGAGCAGAAGGGAAAGAAUGAAAAAUGGUGAGGAUUCUCUGCAUGAAAUAUGCCAUCUAUAUGAUGUCGUUCAAGUUGGUAAUGAGGAUAAGAACUCUAGAAAAGUAGCAAAGCAGGAGCGUCUUUCUGUGGAAGAUAAUGCAAUAUUGUGCAACUACCUCCCAUUGUUGAGAGAGCAUAUAUCUUCAGCUGCGGAGGAGAUUGAAUCUGAAAUGAGAGCAUAUGCUCUUGGAGAAGAAUCCAUGAGCUGUGGUAUGAAUCAGUCUGCUAGAUCAGACUAUGUGUACGACUUGUAUACUGUGCAGGAGAAUCCAAAUGGAAUUGAUAACGAGGCUGCAGAAAUCACAUAUCCUCUGGUGCAAGUAAGUGAGGAAGAUGAUUACUAUGAUGGCGCCUCGGACUCUGAGUAUGCAACAGAUGAUUCAAAUGCUGAAGACAAUCCUCAGAAUGAUUAUCCUGACGAAGAGUCGUCUGAACAUGAGAAAGAUGAAUUUGACUAUCUUGAUGGUAACGAUUCUAACUACGAAGAUGAAGUUGUUGAUGUUUCUGAAGAAGAUGACGAAGAUGAUUGGAAAUGGAGACAUCGAUAUGUUUUUCUCAUCAAAUUAAUGGAGGGUUCUCAUCAAAUGGAGAGUUCUUAUAGAUCUAAUUCUAGUAUGUUAUUUCAAGUCUGCAUUUGUCCACAGGAUCUUGUACGAAGUGCUCGUUUUGAACAAAUAUGGAAGAGCAGAAGGGAAAGAAUGAAAAAUGGUGAGGAUUCUCUGCAUGAAAUAUGCCAUCUAUAUGAUGUCGUUCAAGUUGGUAAUGAGGAUAAGAACUCUAGAAAAGUAGCAAAGCAGGAGCGUCUUUCUGUGGAAGAUAAUGCAAUAUUGUGCAACUACCUCCCAUUGUUGAGAGAGCAUAUAUCUUCAGCUGCGGAGGAGAUUGAAUCUGAAAUGAGAGCAUAUGCUCUUGGAGAAGAAUCCAUGAGCUGUGGUAUGAAUCAGUCUGCUAGAUCAGACUAUGUGUACGACUUGUAUACUGUGCAGGAGAAUCCAAAUGGAAUUGAUAACGAGGCUGCAGAAAUCACAUAUCCUCUGGUGCAAGUAAGUGAGGAAGAUGAUUACUAUGAUGGCGCCUCGGACUCUGAGUAUGCAACAGAUGAUUCAAAUGCUGAAGACAAUCCUCAGAAUGAUUAUCCUGACGAAGAGUCGUCUGAACAUGAGAAAGAUGAAUUUGACUAUCUUGAUGGUAACGAUUCUAACUACGAAGAUGAAGUUGUUGAUGUUUCUGAAGAAGAUGACGAAGAUGAUUGGAAAUGGAGACAUCGAUAGCUCCUCUUUCGAACUUUUGUUGAUUUGAUGAUAUCAUUUUGUAACUCACCUAAAAUUUCUAAUGAUAUGUUCCUGUUCUUGGUAAUCUUAUGGCUAGGAAACAGUUAAGUAUCUUACAGUUUCACUUUUUUAGUACUUAUA
Messenger RNA from Asparagus officinalis (garden asparagus), 1979 nucleotides. RefSeq names its product RNA-directed DNA methylation 4. The record is from RefSeq and is a predicted model, not a curated record. Bases 81 to 1838 code for a protein of 585 amino acids. Lineage: Eukaryota; Viridiplantae; Streptophyta; Magnoliopsida; Asparagales; Asparagaceae. The transcript has 16 exons.